Molecule: messenger RNA, 1754 nt
Organism: Notodromas monacha
Lineage: Eukaryota; Metazoa; Arthropoda; Ostracoda; Podocopida; Cyprididae
Source: the annotation of a GenBank genome assembly
AUGCGAGACGUGUUUCGUGUUAUUCGGCAGGCUGCAAACUCCGCUGCUGUGUUUGAAAGCCGCUUUGGAUACGAUCCCACACUCAGAACGUGCACCAUCGUCGCUGUAAAUGGGAGAACUUCCAAGGAAGCUUUGUUCGUUGUUGGAUUCCUGGUUCCGUGUGUCGUGAUCGUGUACUGCUACACCAGGAUAUUCUGGCUCGUACGAAGAUCGGAAGUGAGCUUGCGAUCAAACAGAUCCCUGCGACUUCAAGAGAAGCCGGGUCGGAAAGAAGACGAAGUGCUGCAGGCAAAACCCAAGCCGAACCCGGCGUCCAAGCCUCCGGAAGAGGAGCAAAGACUAGGUCCGUCCACUAGCCGGAUGCCGGAAGAGAACCCCAACAACAAGCGGGAUUCGGGUGCCAAAGACGACGGGUUGCGGCAGCUGCCGAAGCAGCGGGCCCGAAUGCGCAAAAAGUCCGAGUCGGCUCGCGAAAGCCGACGACUCAAGACCAACGAAUGGCGCAUCACCAAGAUGGUGCUUGCCAUUUUUUUGGCUUACGUGUUGUGCUAUCUGCCAAUCACGAUCGUCAAAGUCUUGGACCCGAGGGUGCACUUUCCGGGGCUGCACAUCGUUGGCUACCUGCUUAUCUACAUGUCAGCCUGUUUGAAUCCCAUCAUCUACGGCGUCAUGAACAAGCACUAUCGCCAGGCGUACCAAAACGCGAUCCUGUGCCAAAAGCAGCUGUGGCUGAAAAGCAUCACGUCCACGAAUGACUUCAAUACGGUCGGGAAAUCAUCGCCGUCCGCUAAUCUCGCCGAGGGCGACGAGCGCAUGACGCUGGUCACCACCGCUGGCGCCUCGGUGGUACUCACGCAGCACCGCUCCUCGCCGAAACGCGCCGUGGGUGCGAGGAAUGGCACCGCGCUGCCCACAGUGACUGAAGACGCUGUCUGAGCUCAUUUGCCGCCGCCAAAGCCGAACAAGAAAGGGUCGCCAGCGCAUUUCGGCAUUCGGAUUGCCAAACCAAACGACUGUCCGUCAGCUUCUUUUUUUUUUUUUGCAUGCGUUUUUUUUUUUCAUUUUUUCGCAGCCGGUGACAAAAAUGUGUAUAGAGAAGCUUACGACGCUGCGUUUCGGCAUUCAGCCUGCAGAUUCUUGUCUCAGUCGCUUUGGAGAACGGAUGGAUACAUUUGAUGGUAUCUCGUGUCAUGAAGACGCGUUGAAGAGCGCGUUAAGCUUUUGCGGUGCGACAUCUCAACUAUAAUGAAUGCCCGAAAAUCCCGAACCGAUUUCGUCCUUCCGAUGAGGUAUCGUCUUCAUCGCUCGGCAUAUAUAGAACCAGCAGAAUUGAGGAUCUGCUUGCUGAAGGAGUUCGGUUUCGCCCAGAAAAAAGAAGAGCACUACUCAACCGAGAUGUCGUCAAGGAUUUCCCGGAAUAUCCGGAUAUAGCCGCAGCAUUUUACCGAGUUUUUCCAUGCGCUCUUCGCUGAUUUAUGAAUGUUUGGAUUUGGAUUGCAUUGUAAUCGGUAUCAAGGGCUUAUCAGCCCAUCGUUUAACCGACGUUAUGUGAUAAUAAGUUAUUGGCGGAUAUCCAAUACACGCGCUUUGAGAAGAAAAAAAAGUUCGAAGAAAUUGUUCCACAGUUCCUGUUCUGCUUCGUAUAGGGAAUAUAAGACGACGUCGUUCUGCUAUAUAGGAGCCUGUGGAAAAUAAACGAGAUUAUUUCUCGACUCGUUCAUGAUGUGAAUUCUCAAUAAAUCUGGGAUAUUGAA